Molecule: messenger RNA, 378 nt
Organism: Talaromyces stipitatus ATCC 10500
Lineage: Eukaryota; Fungi; Ascomycota; Eurotiomycetes; Eurotiales; Trichocomaceae
Exons: 3
Coding region: 1-378 (125 amino acids)
Source: RefSeq, a predicted model, not a curated record
AUGGAGAAAUCUGAUCUACCAUCCGAAACUGCGAGACGUAUUUGCCAAGUAUAUGGAAGAGCGCCUGGUGGACUUGCUUUUCAGCACAAGUCUCAGAAGGAGCGAAAAUACUUCGACUCUGGAGAUUUUGCACUUACUGCGACUGGUAAGACGACUGAUAAUGGCGUUCUAAACACCGGUGAGACUCAUCCACGCCGCUCAAAUAUUUCACGCCCUCAUGCCUCGGUUCCCGGGAACAGUAAUGUUCAAGAGGACGCCAAUGAAACCCUUCAAGACCGAAAGAGUAGCGAUUUCGUGAUGACGAAAAGCCCUUUACAUCAGCAUACUGAUCAACAGAGCAAGAAAAGCGCGCGUCCCAAGUCACAUGAAGCUAUAUGA